This is a messenger RNA of Arxiozyma heterogenica, 3747 nucleotides long. RefSeq names its product putative ubiquitin-specific protease UBP12 (gene UBP12). The coding region runs from base 1 to 3747 and encodes 1248 amino acids. The transcript has a single exon. NCBI's taxonomy places the organism in Eukaryota, Fungi, Ascomycota, Saccharomycetes, Saccharomycetales, Saccharomycetaceae. The record is from RefSeq and is a predicted model, not a curated record. Gene Ontology annotation, biological process: protein deubiquitination. Gene Ontology annotation, molecular function: cysteine-type deubiquitinase activity.
AUGGAAACCCAAGCUGAUGAUAUAAAAAAUACUUCACUACAACCGACAGAGAUUGAACACCCAAUGACUGUUAUAUCUAUAUCUCCAACUUCAACUACUUCUCUUACUGAAUCAUCGGACAAAUCGUUACUUGAAUCUAAUGAUGACCUUAUAUCCCAGGGAGACGAAAAAGAAGAAGAAGAGGAAGAAACAACUACAAAACUCCCAUCAAUUCAAUUACAGAGAGAAGAAAUCAAUAAACUUUUUCAGGAACACCAGAAUAAUGCUAAAGAAGGCGAUAAAAUGUUCGUGAUUCCUACUUUCUGGUAUGAUUAUUUUUUUAAUCCUGAUAUUGAUGACUCUUCUCUAGUGAAACCGAUCGAUACAUCAUUGAUUUGUAGUGAUUAUAGAAAUUUCAUUUUAAAAGAUUACGAUCAAUGCCCAUACAUGGCCAUUCCAGAAUCAGUAUUUAAGAAAUUUGUUGAAUGGUAUGGUUUAGCACCAAAUGCUCAGCCAACAUUUACAAAUUUAAUUUUGGAUAAAGCAACCAACAAUGUAGUAACUGAAUAUAAUAAAUGCUUUUUCAGAGUUCAAUACUUGCUUUCGCCAGAUGGGAGAUCAAGAAGAAUGAACAAUCAUGUAAAUAAUAUUAAUUAUUUUACUAUAUCUUGUAUUAGCACUUUGUCAAAUGCUCUCCAGGAAGCGUUAGAUUUUUUUUUUCAUAUUGAAUCACAUUUAGAUAUAAAUAAAACACCAAUCAAAAUUUGGCUUGUCAAAGACAGUGAUUUGGACGAAAACUCAAGUCACCUUAUCAACACAUAUAUUUUGACACCUGUUAAUUUUUUAAGUUUUCCAAAUGUUAUUCGAAUCCAACCUAAUUUAUUGUCAUCACAAUUACGUGAUUUAAAUAUUUCUAAUGGAUCAUUUAUUAUAGAAAUUAAACAAAGUAAUUUAAAUUAUCACUGGACUUCAAAUUAUUUUCACUACAAUAAAAUUUCUUUAUCAAACGGUAAGGUAGGUUUAUCAAAUUUAGGUAAUACCUGCUACAUGAAUUCUGCAUUACAAUGUCUCAUACAUAUACCUCAGUUAAGAGACUAUUUUGUGUAUAAUGGAUUUGAAAGAGAAAUCAAUACAGAAAAUCCUUUGGGUUAUAAGGGCAAUAUUGCAAGAGCCUUUCAUGAUUUAAUACAAAAUAUAUGGGGUAGUUCAAUAUUACCUUUGAGAACUUCUUUCUCCCCCAAUCAUUUUAAGUCUAUGAUUGGCCAUUGUAAUUCAAUGUUUGGUGGUUAUAUGCAGCAAGAUUCUCAAGAAUUUCUAGCGUUCCUUAUUGACAGUUUACAUGAAGAUUUGAAUAGGAUUAUUAAAAAGCCAUACGUAGAAAAACCAAGUUUACUGAGAGAUGCAGACAUUGACGAUUCUGAUGCAAUCAAAAAUCUGGCAGAAAAGACAUGGGAGUCACACUUACUUAGGAAUGAUUCCAUUAUUACUGACUUAUUUGUCGGGAUGUACAAAUCUACUCUAGAAUGUCCUAAAUGUCGCAAGGUAUCUAUAACAUUUGAUCCAUAUAAUGAUAUCACUUUACCUCUUCCGGUUCAUUCUGUUUGGAAAGCUACAAUACGGUUAUUUCUUCAAAAUUUACCUCCAUGCAUGUUGGAGGUUGAAUUACCAAAGACUGCUACAUAUAAAGAUUUAAAAAAUUAUGUAUCCAAAUGUGUUAAUAUCGAUGCUGAUAAUUUGUCCGGCUGUGAAAUAUUUGGCCAUCAGUUUUAUAAUAAUUUUGAAAUGCCUGAUUCUAAUUCACAAUAUUUACCGUUACACGAAUUGAUAUCUGAAUCAGAUAUAAUAGUAUUCUACGAAUUACCUGCUGAUGAAAAUGAUGCCAUUGUUCCUGUUUUGAAUUCAUAUAGAGAUCCACAGUUCCCAUCACCAUCGUUAUUUGGUGUCCCAUUCUUUAUUAUUCUUAAACCUAAUGAACUCAAUAACCCACUUUAUAUUCGCAAGAAAUUACAAGACAUGUAUAUAAACCUAAGUGGAGGCCAUAUUUCAUUCAAUCAUAUAGAUAGCGAAACACCGCUUUCAUUUACUGAUUUCCCUUUAUUGGUCAAUAAAUAUAGUGCUGAGGAAUUAUCUAAAUAUAGUGAAAUCAUACAAUUUGCUACAUGUACGACAGAUAAUGGGAAAGAAUUUUUCAGAAUCAAGAUAUUAGAUGAUAGUAACGAAAUAGAAAGAAACAAUAUGGAUGAAAAUUCACUUCAGUUUUGGACACCAAGAACUCACAUCAACUUAAAUGACUCCGAAGAUAUUGUCAAUGUAUUGGAUGACAUAACCAAGGAUAUUUAUAAUUAUCCUAAAAUUAAGGAAGAAGAUCGAAAAAAACAAAGUUUGUUUAAGGAAAAUCCUACAAGUGACACAGAAUCAUUGACGAGCAAGCCUUCUACUAAUAAUGUGACUAGUGCCGAUGAAGAUGUAAUGAUGGAAUCCCCGGUUUGUGAUAAUUCUAUUGCUACAGUUGAAACCAAUAAUAAUAUAAUGGAAAAGUCUACAACCGAUCAUCAAGUAAAAUUCAUUCCCAGAAAAAAACUAAUAUCACCAACAACAUUCAUAGUAUGUGAAUGGAUAAAAGAUAAUAUGGAAGAAGCAUUUUCGGCAGAUAAAGUAAUCAAUUGGGAAAACCCGGGAAUGAUACCUAAUAAAGAAUUAGAAUCCAUUAAAUUAGAAAGAUUGAACCAAAAUGAAAAACAAAUAACAUUAGACGACUGUUUAACAUUAUUUUCUAAGAAAGAAGUCCUUGGAUUCAAUGAUUCAUGGUAUUGCCCAAAUUGUAAAGAACAUAGACAAGCUACAAAGCGUAUACAAUUAUGGAAUACACCAGAUAUUAUGUUAAUUCAUUUGAAACGUUUUGAAAAUACCAGAUCAUUUAGUGACAAGAUUGAUGAUGUGGUUAAUUUCCCAAUUACUGGGUUUGAUAUCAGUAAACAUGUUGUCUGUAAAAAUGAUUCAAGUAAUAAUAUAUAUGACCUAAUUGCUGUCGAUAAUCAUUACGGUGGUUUAGGUGGCGGUCAUUAUACAGCGUACGUAAAAAAUUUUGUUGAUGAUAAGUGGUAUUAUUUUGAUGAUUCAAGAGUAUCAGUGGCAAAUCCAGAAAAUUCUAUAGCAGGAUCAGCAUACUUACUAUUUUAUCUGCGUAGAGGUUCUUUGAAUAAACCUAGUAAAGUAAAAACUAUAAUUGAUGAGACAAGGAUGGCAUAUGAGAAUCAGAUGAAAGAAAUAUAUAGUCGCCAAGAAAGCAUAUACAAAACAAACCAAACAGAUGAUGAGAAUAGUAGUAGCAGUGAUGAGAUGGAUAUUACUGACAACGAAGAGGUAUCGGAAGAAAAAGGGGACAAAAAUAAGGAAGUACAUAUUGAUAAGGACGAGUCAGUUAUUUCUUCCAAAUCGUACAAAAAAAAACAUUUUCAAAGGAGACAUAUUAAUUUAUCUGAUACAUUUCCAUGUCCAAUUGAAUCAGAUUCAGAAGACAAUUUAGUUAUCAAAAGACAUGAAAGUGAUAAUAAUACAACAAACAAUAAUGAUAAAGUAAAUGAUGUGUCACCUAGACAAACAGUUGAAUAUAGCACAAAAUGUCAAGAAGUUGGCCAUCUUCAUUUAGAUGAUGUAGAAAGUCUAGAGCAAGAACAUAUAACAAGAAGGAAAAUACGUGUAUUAAAUAAGGUAUACCCUAAAAAAACAGAAGAUGAUACUACAACUUCAUCUGAUUUGGAUAACUAG